GAUCGUUGCUGCCGCCUUCAUCCUCCUUCUUGACACUGCCUAUAAGUGUAUCGCGACUUUGUACCCUGUCCUUGUCUUCCAUCAAUCCCUCGAGGGUCUUGAUAUCGGGGCGCGUCUCUCUACUAUUCCCUUCCCCAAUGGCAAGAAGUAGAUGCCUUGGGUUCUCUGCGCAAUGUACGGUCUGACCACUCACAUCUCCAUUGCUAUCGGCCUCGGCCUCCGCUAUAGCUACGAGCCCAAGUCCAAGUCCUCCCUUAUAGUCCAAGGCUGUCUUAAUGCCGUCUCAGCUGGCUUCCUUAUCUGCAGUGGUCUUGUAGAGCUUCUUGCUAAAGACUUUCUCUUCGAUCCCAACUGGACGAAGAGUCGUGGGCUUCUUCUAUGGAUAGUGUUGUACAUUCUUCUCGGUGCUGGGAUCAUGGUGCUUAUUGAAUGAUGGGCAUGAAGGAAAAAGUGUCUAGGUUGUAGGGGCC
This is a messenger RNA of Macroventuria anomochaeta, 470 nucleotides long. RefSeq lists its product as uncharacterized. The transcript has a single exon. Gene Ontology annotation, molecular function: metal ion transmembrane transporter activity. Lineage: Eukaryota; Fungi; Ascomycota; Dothideomycetes; Pleosporales; Didymellaceae. The record is from RefSeq and is a predicted model, not a curated record. Gene Ontology annotation, cellular component: membrane. Gene Ontology annotation, biological process: metal ion transport; transmembrane transport. The coding region runs from base 152 to 433 and encodes 93 amino acids.